Molecule: messenger RNA, 894 nt
Organism: Drosophila kikkawai
Lineage: Eukaryota; Metazoa; Arthropoda; Insecta; Diptera; Drosophilidae
Source: RefSeq, a predicted model, not a curated record
AUGUACGAUGGAGUGCUGAGACUCCCAAUGCCAGUGGGCACCAGCCUGGUUGGUUUUGCCGAUGACGUCGCCAUAGUGGUGGUAGCCAAGGAGCUAGCUACGGUGGAGGCUCACGCUGACGCAGCGGUGCAGGCUGUAGAGUCGUGGCUAGCGAACGCAGGGCUGCAGCUGGCGGCCCACAAGACGGAGGCGGUGCUUGUCUCAAGUCGAAAAGCGGUGGAGACAGCUAGCGUGAGGGUCGGUGGAACCACGAUACGGUCCCAGCGGGCAAUCCGGUACCUUGGCGUUCUUCUAGACACGCGCCUGUGCUUCAAGGAGCACCUGGACUUUGUGCACAAGAAGGCCAGCGGAACCGCAGGAGCUCUAUCCAGGAUGCUGCUAAACACCAGAGGGCCGAAGCAAGCAACCCGGAAACUGCUCACGACGGUUGUGACGUCGCAGAUGCUGUAUGCAGCGCCAGUGUGGGCGGAAGCAGCUAAGAAUCGCUGGGACUCGUCGCAAACAGGACGCUGGACGCACACGCUCAUCCCCAACCUUACGAGCUGGGUAGAGAGGUCGCAUGGGCAGGUAGACUUCUACCUCACCCAGGUGAUCAGCGGUCAUAGCUGCUUCUGCAGCUACCUUAAGCGAUUCGGCCACGAGACGGAGGACUGGUGCCCAGUGUGCGGCUCCGGCGUCGUCGAGGACGCGCGGCACGUGCUGUUCGAGUGCCACCGGUUUGACCACGAGCGUCAGAAGUUGGAGGCGGUAGCAGGGUCCAGUAUCUUGCCAGAGACACUGGUGCCGUUGAUGUUGGCAGACCAGUGUGUGUGGGAGGCUGCAGCAACAUUCGCCGCGGAUGUCAUGAAGUCUCUCAGGGAGCAGGAGCGAAGGCGAAAGGAGCAGACGGAGUAG